Molecule: messenger RNA, 1890 nt
Organism: Oncorhynchus gorbuscha (pink salmon)
Lineage: Eukaryota; Metazoa; Chordata; Actinopteri; Salmoniformes; Salmonidae
Product: E3 ubiquitin-protein ligase RNF115-like
Exons: 9
Coding region: 77-988 (303 amino acids)
Biological process (GO): protein ubiquitination; positive regulation of DNA-templated transcription; ubiquitin-dependent protein catabolic process
Cellular component (GO): nucleoplasm; cytoplasm
Molecular function (GO): ubiquitin protein ligase activity
Source: RefSeq, a predicted model, not a curated record
UUCUGACAAAUGUCCCUACGCCUUCCGUCGGCUUGAGCUACCAUACAGACGUCAGUGACUGUAUGCUACCGUGAAGAUGGCGGAGGCUGCGGCGGCACCACAAAACCGUUUUUUCUGUCACUGUUGUAAAGGUGAAAUCGACCCUAAACUCCCGGAAUUCACAUGCCCCAGGUGUGAGUCCGAUUUCAUUGAGGAGGUGACAGAAGACUCCAGUCUCUUGGAGAACAGCAGCACUGCAGAGGCCAAUGAUGAUGCAGGCACACUCUUUUCAGAGCUGUGGCAGCUGUUGUUUAUGGAACACUCUGCUCUUCUCUCGGACCCCUCCACCUCUGAGUCUGAGUCUGACCAGAGCCAUCUACAGGCUGCCGCAGUGGAGGGAGACGUAGAGGGCCCUUCUGAAGUGCCUGUGGCCUCUGUGGGAGGCACAGAUCCUUUAGUGCCUGAACCGGAACGCCCCUCUCGUCCGCCUAGCCAGGGGAGGCGACAGUCCCACACGCCAGCAGUGGAGGGUAUUGUGCAGCAGUUUUUGGCUGGUCUGUUUGCCAACAAUGGAAAUCCAAGCAUCGCACCAGCUGCACUGUCUGGCAUGCUCCAUUCAAAUCCAGGGGACUAUGCCUGGGGUCAGGGAGGUCUAGACGCAGUUAUCACAGAGUUGUUAGGUCAGUUUGAGGGCACAGGUCCACCUCCUGCAGAGAAGGAGAUGAUCUCAUCCCUCCCCACAGUCAACGUCUCUCAAGAACAGACAGAUAGCAGACUGGAGUGUCCAGUAUGUAGGGAGGAGUACUCCAUGGGAGAGUCUGUCAAACAGCUGCCCUGCCUCCAUUAUUUCCACAGUGACUGCAUAGUGCCAUGGCUUGAACUGCACGAUACCUGUCCUGUGUGUCGUAAAAGUCUUGACGGCGUCGACCAGAGCAUCCAGCCCCCACCAGAACCCCCAGAGACCCUCUCCAUCAGGACAGACCCUCAGGAGGAGAGACAGGCUAUUUGAGGAUUAGGCCUCCCUGUCUGGCAUCUCUUCUUCCCUUUACUCCUGAACAAGGCUCAUCUCUAUCCUCAUGCCUCGUCUUUGACCAUGCGUUUAUUGAAGAGACAUAUUUCAAUUCAACUGUGCCUCAUUGUCAAAAUUCAACUCUCCUCAAAAAUUCACUUCACAAUGCAUUUACUAGGGAACUUUGUUUGACUUUAGAAAGUUCCAAUAUGCCUGCAGUAUCACCUCACCUGCAAAUGGUUCCAACUGUUUUCUGACAAAAUGUUAUGGAUUCGAUUUGUCCCUUCGUAGUGGUAUUUCUCCCAGUGUUCUGAUUGGCUCUCAUUUUGUAUUCAAACUACAUGAACUGACAUCCUUGAGCCACAGAGAAGUGACAAAUGUGAUGAAAUGAGAUAAAUUGGGGGAAAUCCUAAAAGGUGAGCUGAACUCACUCUCUUGCGUUGAAGCUCUGGGUUAGAUCAUUUGCCCACUGUUCUCGCCGACAUCUUUGGUUGCAUCCCAAUAAUCUCUCCUUUCUCCUGAAGGGUACACUUGUUCACUUUAUGGAUUUGAAAGGAAAUGACUGGCAUAUGGAAACUCCUUCCAGUCCAUGCAUGCUACACCAAUCCAAUGCUUUCACAUUUGUGGGGACUAGUGAACGAGUGCACACUUCCGUAGGAAGCAAUUCAAAUUCUCCCGUCUCCCGCUUCCUCUUAAUCUCACAUAGCAGUAUUUGUUCAUAAUGUCCACCUCUUUUUAUGGCCCCUAUUAAACCCUAAUACUUUGUCCUUUACACUAUCCACCUCCUUCAUGUUCUAACUUUAUGCACUUUUCUAAUGCAUUAGUAUUUUGCCUCUUUCAAUCAUUCUGUUUUUAAUACGUACAAGUCACAGCAAAAUAAUAAAUAUGUUUUUAGUAUUUGA